UAAAAACGCGCACAUCGGCCUGUGUGCGUAAAAGUCCUCUGCGCCUGCACCUGCAUGAUCUGUGGAGCCAGCCUGCAGGAUGAUCUUCAAGAACCUGAGGGAGUACCUGGCCUGGCUGUACUACCAGUACCUGCUCAUCACUGGAAUCUACGUCCUAGAGCCCUGGGAAAAGUCAAUUUUCAAUUCCAUCCUCUUCUCCGCCAUCGCCAUGGUCAUCUACACCUCGUAUGUCUUUGUGCCCAUCCACAUGCGCCUGGCACUGGAGUUCUUCUCCGGGAUCUUCGAAGGCCAGACCGAGAGCACCAUGACACUCAUGAACUAA
This is a messenger RNA of Paralichthys olivaceus (Japanese flounder), 322 nucleotides long. It is a transcript of the gene sptssb, whose product is annotated as serine palmitoyltransferase, small subunit B. Lineage: Eukaryota; Metazoa; Chordata; Actinopteri; Pleuronectiformes; Paralichthyidae. Gene Ontology annotation, cellular component: serine palmitoyltransferase complex. Gene Ontology annotation, biological process: ceramide biosynthetic process; endoplasmic reticulum organization. The record is from RefSeq and is a predicted model, not a curated record. Gene Ontology annotation, molecular function: serine C-palmitoyltransferase activity.